Messenger RNA from Mytilus californianus (California mussel), 3798 nucleotides. Its product is annotated as malignant T-cell-amplified sequence 1 homolog. Gene Ontology annotation, biological process: formation of translation preinitiation complex. The record is from RefSeq and is a predicted model, not a curated record. Gene Ontology annotation, molecular function: RNA binding. The transcript is spliced from 5 exons. NCBI's taxonomy places the organism in Eukaryota, Metazoa, Mollusca, Bivalvia, Mytilida, Mytilidae. Bases 45 to 593 code for a protein of 182 amino acids.
UUUUACACCCACCGGAAGUUGCAUGUGAAGAAAUUUCUCUCAAAAUGUUCAAAAAAUUUGAUGAGAGAGAAAUGGUAUCUGGGGUUAACAAUCCCAAAUCAUCAGUACAGAAAGGUAUCAGAAAUUCAAUAUUAGAAAACUAUCCAGCAAUAGAAACAUAUCUAGAUACCAUUAUACCAAAGAAGGGAGAUUUAAAAAUUGUUAAAUGUCAUGAACAUAUAGAAAUAUUAGCGAACUCAAAGGGAGAGCCUGUAUUCUUCAGACAGAGAGAUGGCCCAUAUAUGCCUACACUCAGGUUAUUACAUAAAUACCCAUUCAUUUUACCACACAUGCAGGUAGACAAAGGUGCAAUACGUUUUGUAUUAAGUGGAGCUAAUAUUAUGUGUCCGGGAUUGACAUCGCCUGGUGCCAAGAUGUCUAAUUUAGAAGCUGGAAAAGUAGCAACGAUUGUGGCAGAAGGCAAAGAACAUGCAUUAGCUGUAGGAAAAUUAGUUAUGUCAACAGAAGAAAUAUUAGACAAGAAUAAAGGCAUAGGUGUUGAAAAUAUACAUUACUUAAAUGAUGGAUUAUGGAACAUGAAAAAUGUUAAAUAGAAGUUUUUUGCAUUAAGAUCUGAACUAUAUUUAUAACAAAUUGUUGUAUCUGUGAUAAAUUAUAAUAUAAUGAUGCACAGUUUAAUUUGUACAUGAAUGUUACUGGCAUCUUGAACCUCAUACAUUUUCUUCUCUGAUCCUAAUCAAAACUUGGUUAACUUUACUAUAAUAGUAAACACAAAAUUACAAUUGCUAUAAGGAAUUUCUGUCAUAAUGACGUUAAAUUGUUUACAUUAAAAUGACAUUGAACAUAUGAAAUGAAUUUCUGUUUUACUUUCAUCAAGUUAUGAAUUUAAUUUUAGAUUUGUUUAAGUUUGUUUAGUUAAUUCAACUCCCUGAAUAUCAAUGUAGAUUGCAUUUUUAAGUUGACAAAAUUUGUUUUGCUCAUUGGCAACAACAUUUGAAAUCACAACAGAUUUAACCUUAAAAACAGAAGAUAAACAAGUUUUGAAGGAUAUAAGUACAACAUGUCAAAUAAAUUUUACUUUAAUAUGAUAAAUAUGAAAUUUCAAGAUAAAAUAAAAUAUGAAAAUAUAAAAUAAUAGGGGUAUGAAAUUUUAGACCAAAAAAAUAACAACUAAAUGUGUCUCAAGUGAGAUAAUCAUGUUUCCCCAUUUCUUGUUUCUGUGGUUAUCAUUAUUUUACUUUUGUUUUGAUAUUAUUCUUGUUAUAGCCAAUUGUUUUGUUCAUAUACCUUUAAGUCUGGUAAUAAUGUUUGUCUGGUAAAUAUGUUAAUUUUGUUAUUUAUAACGUAAAAUGAUGAGAUUUUUCAGGACAAACAAUAUAACUGGCCAGCAUUGUAUGUCAUAUGAUAGAUAUAAGAAGAUGUGGUAUGAGUGCCAAUGAGACAACCCUCCAUCCAAGUCAAAAUUUAUAAAAGUAAACCAUUAUAGGUCAAAGUACACUUCAACACAGAGCCUUGGCUCACACAGAACAGCAAGCUAUAAAGGGCUCCAAAAAUUACUAGUGUAAAACCAUUCAAACGGAAAAACCAAAGGUCUAAUCUAUAUAAAAAACGAGAAACGAGAAACACUUAUGAACCACAUCAACAAACGACAACUACUGAACAUCAGAUUCCUGACUUGAUCCUUGUUUAUAAUUUGUUUUGGUACUAUAAGAAUUAAUUAAAGUGAUUCAUAUAAGUGCAGGAAAAUUUUGCGAAAAAAAACAGCUUUCCUUAACUUUUUACAGUGAAAUAAACUUGAACAUGGUUCAGAUAAAAUAUACAUUUGGACAGAGUUUGCAAUGUGCUGGAUGGUUAACUAACCAUUUAAGUUUAGUGAAAAAUUAUUAUGAACUUGUCUGAAACAAAAUUUCACUAGACAAUCAAUAAUUAUAUAACUAAAAACUUCAUAAACUACAUUGGGACACACAAUCCUUUCCCAUUUACAAAGAACUACCUUGGGACACACAAGCCCUCCCAAUUUUACAAAAAACUACCUUAUGUCUGACAGGGACAUGUUGAAUUGCUCACUGUUGACAGAAGUCAAUUUAUCCAAAUAAAUGUCUUGAAUCGUUAUGGGCAAAAGAUUAAUAAUUGCACAAUCGUUAUCCAGCUUGUGCUAAUGAAGCUAAUUUAAAAAUAUUUACUAUUGAAUGAUCACCCUACAUUUUCUGGGGUAAAGAUUGCAUUCCUGCAAUCAAAACCCUAAUGGGACUGGCUUGACAGUUUUAUUUUCGAGACCUUAUUAUUACUUUUGAUAGCACAAACACAGAGUGCAAUGAGGUGAGCAAUCUUAUCUAUGAAAUAUAUACUCAGAUAUUCAAGUUAUAAUCUGAUGUGUAUGUUUAUAACCAAGAAAUCUAUUUUAUUUGAAAUUACAGAAGUGAAUCUGUCUUUAUAAAAAUAGCAAUGAAAGGAAAUAUUUAAAUAAGAGUUAUCUUUGCUUUGUCCAUUAUUGUAGUCCAAAAUAUUGCUUUCUAUUUUUGUCUCACCUUGACAGAGUCAAAAAGCGAGACAGGUAUGCUGUUUCCGGCAUCGAAGGCGGCGGCGUCAACAAUGUAUUAGUUUGUGAUAAGGGCUAGUUUAGGGUGAACCACUUGUGGUUGGGCAAUGAUAUUUGGUAUGCAGUUGAAUUAGCACUGGCAAAUCUCAGUUCCAUGGAGAUUAUUUGGCUCCGCCCCCUCAGUCAUGGUCUAUUGACUUUAAAACUUUUGCUUAGUUUACAUGUAUUAGUUUUUGAUUAGGUCAGUUCAAGGGGAACCACUAGUGGUAAGUCAAUGAUAUUUGGUAUACAGUUGUAUAAGCAUUGGCAUAUCUCAUUUCCAUGGAGAAUAUUUGGUCCGCCCCCACAGUCAUGGUCUAUUGACUUUGAAACUUUUGCUUAGUUUACCUGUAUUAGUUUGUGAUUAGAUCAGUUUAAGAUGAACAGCUAAUGUUAAGUCAGUGAUAUUUGGUAUGCAAAUUUAUUGGCAUUUACAAGUCUCAUUUCCAUGGAGAUUAUAUAGCCCCACCCCCUCAUUAUGGUUCAUUGACUUUGAAACUUUUACAUAGUUUACAAGUCAAUGUUUGUGUUUAGGUUUGUUGAAAGGGAAUGACUUAUGAUAAGUCUAUGGUAUUUGGUAUGCAGUUGUAUUAGCAUUGGCACAUCUCAUUUCCAUGGAGAUUGUUUUGCCAUGUACCUUCAGUCAUGGUUGUUUGACUUUGAAUAUUUGCAUAACUUACACGUUAAAGUAUUGCUAUUUUAAUUUCAACAUUUGCAUUGUCAAAAGUAAAAAAAGGCGAGACAUAUCUCUGUGUUAACAGUUUAUUGAUGCAAUGCAAUGUUUGAUAUUGAGUUCCCAAUGCAAAAUGAAUGCAAUCUUUACCCUUUAGUGUUCGCAAGCACUUUGAUUUAAUUAGCUCUUAAUGAAAUUGAAAUAGAAUUGACCACUAGUAUCGGUUAUCAUAUGUAAUGUUAGGUUUUUGGUCAUCAAAAGAAAUACAUUUUUUGUACAAAUGAAAUAAAAUGUUUUGUGUUUGCAUCAGAAUCAAAUGAUUUUAGAAAUUCAUUUGUAAUUAUUUAUUUCUUCUUUUUUAUAUGAGCCAGUAAUAGAACUUAGAAAUACAUUAUCACAAUCUAAGAGUUGGUAGAAAACUAAGGCUUUUUGGUGCACUUAAAAUUGGGUGAUAUUAUUAUAGAAACUUACUGUACUCAGUGCUAUUACAUAGUAUUAUAAUAAGUGUGGAAUCUUCAACUUCAUUGUAAUAAAAACAGAAAACGUG